UUUCACUAUUUGUCUCUACUCUAUCUGCAUUUAAGUUAACAUCACACUAUGAUGCUGAAUUUGGAAAGUGUUAUGCUUUGACAUAUGAAGGAAUUGUUACAGUUUCCCCUUCUGAUUGAUUAGUCAACUCUGUUUCAUGAAAUUACUGCAACAUAAUUUUUAAAAGAACUUUUGCAGGGGGGUUCUUGUCAUUUAAGCCUUAUAUUCCAAAACGCUUGAUGCUAAGUGGGGAGCAUAAUGUUGAAUCACAUUUUACUCUUGUCAAUUACCAAGUAUAUUAAACAGAUUAGGACAGCACUUGCAAUUGCUUCCCUUUUGAACAGAACACUGGUGAUGCCUCCACUAUGGUGCAGGAUUGAUCGGCUAUGGUAUGGCCAUCCUGGUAUAUUGGAAGGGUCCAUGACUAGACAACCUUUUCUCUGUCCUUUGGACCAUGUAUUUGAGGUCAAUGUCAUGCUGAAAAAGCUCUCUGAAGAAGAGUUUGGUCCUCAAAUAGAUUUUAGAGAGUACUCAAUACUUGAUAACCCCUCUCUGCCAUCAGAGGUAGAAAGGUCAUGGCUUGAUGUUCAGCUCUGUAAAGAAGGAACAGUAGGCUGUGAUGUCUCAAAUGAUACCACCAGUGUAGGGGGAAUACUUAAAUUUCCAAAGCACAGCAAUGAAGAAACGUUUAUGAAAGUAUUCUCAUCAUUCAAGGAUAUAAAAGUAAUCAAGUUCUCUUCAGUUCAAGAUGCUUUCCAAGGUUUCACUGACAAGGAAAGGGAAGAUAAAUUCAGAAAUCGUGUUAAGCGGUAUGUGGGCAUAUGGUGCUGUGUGCCAGAUCAAAGCCUUGGCCACAUAUAUUAUGAUAUGUACUGGGAUGAGAAACCAGGAUGGAAAGCAAUUCCUCCUCAAACUUCCCAGGAUGAUCAUCCCCCUUGGUAAGAUUAACAUAUGGUUAUGUUUAUUAUGCCACUACAAUGGAUGGGGGAAAUAAGAGACAUAAAUCCAAAGGAGAUUUAGUUUCCAGCUAAUUGUGAAAACCAAGAUAGAAUGCAUACAAGUGAGGAAUCUGUAUCCAUACUGAGGAUGUAAGAUAUUCAGAGACUAGACAAUUGGUUCUUGUAACAUUUAAGAAUUUUUUGGUUUGUACAAUGAUACUAAUAUUGCACCUGGAGAAAUGGAGGCCCAUAAAUUUCUCAGAGGCUUUCACAUUUUGGUCUGUGAUGUUCUUGUUGUUAUCAUUGUAUUGGCUGUAAGUAAAUACUGGAGACAUUCAAUUG
This is a messenger RNA of Vigna umbellata (rice bean), 1259 nucleotides long. NCBI's taxonomy places the organism in Eukaryota, Viridiplantae, Streptophyta, Magnoliopsida, Fabales, Fabaceae. The record is from RefSeq and is a predicted model, not a curated record.